Molecule: messenger RNA, 1855 nt
Organism: Eucalyptus grandis
Lineage: Eukaryota; Viridiplantae; Streptophyta; Magnoliopsida; Myrtales; Myrtaceae
Product: UDP-glycosyltransferase 92A1
Molecular function (GO): UDP-glycosyltransferase activity
Source: RefSeq, a predicted model, not a curated record
UAAUGGCCUGGAGAAGCAGCUAGCGAAGAAACCACCACAAAAGAAGGAUAAAAGGAUUCGAUCGUAAACCCUACUCUGCACUUCUCAGUAUCAAUCGACCAAAGGUGAAAGCAGAAGAAUCAGAUGGCUCCUUCGGACGACGGUGGUCACAUCGUGAUGCUACCUUUCAUGGCUCACGGCCACCUCAUCCCGUUCCUUGCCCUUGCCAGGCGAAUCCAGCGACGAAGCCGCUUCACCAUCACCAUUGCCAGCACUCCUGUUAACGUGCGCCGCCUUCGUUCCACUGCCAUGGCAGACCCCACGCUCAGGGCCAUCAAUUUCGCAGAGCUCGCCUUCGAUCCCUCCGCCCACGCCCUGCCGUCCAACACAGAGAACACCGAGAACAUGCCGCUAACCCAGAUGGUAGACCUCUGCUAUGCGUCGCUGAGCUUGAGAGCUCCCCUGGAAAGUUUGGUUGCCAACAUAACCUGCCGGGAGGAUGGGCGGCCACCCGUCUGCAUAAUCUCCGACAUCUUCUUCGGCUGGGCAGCGGAUGUGGCCAAGGCCUUCGGGACGAGGAACUACACCUUCACCACUUGCGGGGCCUAUGGGACCUCGGCGUACGUGUCCAUGUGGCUCCACCUCCCGCACCGCGGGAUGGAGUCCGGCAAGUUCAUAGUCCCGGCCUUCCCAGAACGAUGCCUCUUCGACAAGUCGCACCUCGUGGCGAUGAUCAGGGAGGCGGAUGGGGACGACGUGUGGUCCAGAUUCCUCCGGCCUCAGUUCGAGCUCACUCUCAAUUCGAGCGGGUGGUUGUGUAACACGUCCGAGGAAUUUGAGCCGCUCGGGCGGCCCCUAAGAAACCUGGUGAAGCUUCCGGUCUGGACCAUCGGUCCCCUUCUUCCUGACGCGAUCGUCAGGAACGACGACUCUUCAGGUUCCUCGACUUCCAUCUCUGAACAUCGCCCUGGAAAGCCGCUCGGGAUCGGCCCAGAGAGAUGUGUCGAGUUUCUCGACGAGCACCCUCCGGGCUCCGUCGUAUACGUCUGCUUCGGUUCCCAAAACACCAUAACCGAGUCCAACAUGAAGGAGCUUGCCGCUGGGCUCGAGGCGAGCGAAAGGCCGUUCAUAUGGGUCAUGAGGCCGCCCCUCGGGUUCGACAUGGGGGGCGAGAUGAGGGACGAGUGGCUGCCACCAGGGUUCGAGAAGCGAGUCACAAGGGUAGACGAGAAGAAGAAGAAGAAGAAGAGGGGGUUGCUGGUGAGGGACUGGGCACCACAGCUGGAGAUCCUGCGGCACAGCUCGACCGGGGCGUUCCUCAGCCACUGCGGCUGGAACUCGACGCUGGAGAGCCUGAGCCAGGGGGUGCCGAUCAUCGGGUGGCCAAUGGCAGGGGAGCAGGCGUACAACGCGAAGAUGAUGGCGGAGGAGAUGGAGGUCUGCGUCGAGCUGGCGAGGGGCGCGGCGGCGGAGGUGAGCCGGGAGGAGGUGAGGAGGGCGAUCGAGGCGGCGGUGGGCGAUGCAGAGGGCGGAAAAGGGAAGGAGUUGAGAGAGAGAGCCAUGGAGGCGAGGGAGAAGAUCAGGAGGGCGGUGACGGAGGAGAGGGGUCUUCAGUUAAAGCCAUGGAUGAGUUUUUGAGGAAUCUGGUGACGUCCUGAUCUGAUCGACAGUCGUCGUCGUCAUUCAGUGCAUGGAAUGAAUCAAUCAAUCUCUUUCGGUCGCUGCUUUUCUCUAUAUUUUAGUUAGCCGUCAUGUUCUUCUAUCUACGGUGGGGUUGGAAAAGAUGACCUCUCUCGUUGUCGUGACCCUCCCAAUAAAUUUUCGGGCGUGUUGCUCUCUUUUAUCCAUCCAAAAUCGAGCUAUUAUCUACUUUUAC